Molecule: messenger RNA, 1290 nt
Organism: Phycomyces blakesleeanus NRRL 1555(-)
Lineage: Eukaryota; Fungi; Mucoromycota; Mucoromycetes; Mucorales; Phycomycetaceae
Exons: 5
Coding region: 1-1290 (429 amino acids)
Source: RefSeq, a predicted model, not a curated record
AUGAACCUGGCCCAUCACAAUUUUUUCUUUGGAUGUCGAGCUUGCCUUUCCAAAGGUGUUUUCAAAUAUCACAUGAUGUGUUUUUUUGGUGAUGAAUUGCCUGUUCGUAUGAGAACUGUAGAAAGUCUCCAUCAAUUCGAGAGAAAUAGUUACGGUGUCAAUGGUCCAAAUGUUUUCAGGGAUCUUUCUACACUGACUAGUCCUGCUUUCUUCAGGCUUGAUGAGAUGCAUCUACUUGGACAUGUUGGCAAUUGCUGGAGGAAACAACUGGUUGACAGAAGGCAGUCAACUGGUUGGACUUCCUUCUGUUUUCUGUUUGUUGUGCCAAUGGUGGUGAUGAAGAACUUUGUUCUUGCCAAAACCAGAAAUGCUGUGCAAGACCUGGUAAAGGCCUGCACUAUUUCUCAGCAGUGGAAAGUGACAGAGAGAGAAGUCAACAUCAUGGAAGAAGCAAUUUGUUGCUGGCAUGUAUUCCUUUGUUACGAAGUCGCAGAAAAAAGGUUAAAGCCCACAAUUUUCGUGAUGAACCAGCACAUGCUGGCUCAUCUUGGCUACAUGAUGAGAGAGAUGGGCCCACUGCGGGCAUACAGCUGCUGCCCAAUCGAACGCACCAUUGGUGAAUACAGGGCAGCAAUUGGGUCUCAGAAGGAACCAGGGAAAAAUAUAGAAAACAUUCUGUUCCAUAAGGCCAGGGUCAAACAUUGCCUUGGUGGUUGGGCCUCCUGUAGAAGACCAACGGACAGGAGAACCAGCAACUUCGAAGUUGCAAGUAACAAUAUUGCUGGCCCCCAACUUUGGUCGAACCUGACCAGAAAGUCUUUGGCUGUUGUGGCAGAUGAGUGUGGAAUGAACUACCACAAUCUAGUUAGUUCAUUAGCGUGUAUUUGGAGCCAAGACAGCGUGUUUAUGGUUGAAGAAACCACCAACGUGGUUUGCAUCACAAUGAUGUGGAAGGGCAAUGUGGUAUACAGAGUCCAAUCUUCAUUUGAAGGCAGGCAUGUUCGAGCCAAUGACCUUGUUGUUCUCAAACACCUGAAUGAGUAUGGAUUUGUUUACAAAUUCUUUUCUCAAUCAGUCUUGGAAGAGACCAGGCUCUUUGCCAUUGUCGACUGUCUGUGUGGCAUCUGGCCCAACAAUGAGAGGAAGUUUCCUGUGUGGGAAAGUCUAACACUCAGUGAGAUUAAAGUGGUGGAGGUGAAGUCCAUCACAGGGAUGGCUGGUCUCAUUCACGACAUCAACAAUGAAACCAUUAGACAUGUGAUAUUUCCUCAUCCACAUUAUUAUAAAUAG